CGUCCGUGGGAACCCGAACAGCCGGGCCCCGGUCCGACCCCCCUGAAGCGAGGCCGCUACUGGGCCGUCACCACAUCAGCCCAGCCCCUGCCUCCGCCCUCCGCCCCCCGUCAGGAGCUUAAAGCCAGGGGCCCGCGCCGGGGGCCACACUCUCCUCUGCUACCAUGAAGGCACUGCUCGUGUUCGCCGCGCUGUCGCUGGCGGUCCUCGCCAGGGACACCUUCGAUGGGCACCAGGUGCUGCGCAUCUCGGCCAAGGAUGAGCUCCAACUCUCGGCCCUCCGGGACUUGGAAGCCCUGGAUCACCUGCAGCUGGACAUCUGGAUCGGGGUGCGUGAUGUGAGCACCCCUGUGGACAUCAGGGUGCCCGCCUUCAGUCUGAGCACCGUCAAGUCCCACCUGGACUACUACGAGAUCCAGUACUCGAUCAUGAUCCGGGACCUGCAGGUUGCGUUGGACGAGGAAGCGGAAGAGAUGGACGCUGCAACACGUGAUGUUGAGCCCAGAAACACUGACGCCUUCGACUACUCCAGAUACCACACCAUCGAAGAGAUCUACAAUUUCCAGGACAUGCUGGUGAGUGAGAAUCCCAACCUGGUCAGCAAGAUUGUGAUUGGUCGGAGCUACGAGGGCCGCCCCAUCAACGUGCUGAAGUUCAGCACCGGUGGGACUAGUCGCCCGGCUAUCUGGCUCGACACUGGAAUCCACUCCAGAGAAUGGGUCACUCAGGCCAGCGGAACCUGGUUUGCCAAAAAUAUUGUGGAUACGUAUGGGAAGGACCAGGUCCUCACGGCCAUCCUCGACAAGAUGGACAUCUUCCUGGAGAUUGUGACUAACCCUGAUGGUUUCGCCUACACUCACUCCAAGAACCGCAUGUGGCGUAAGACCAGGAAGCCCAACCCCGGGUCCUCCUGUGUGGGAGUGGACCCCAACAGGAACUGGGACGCAGGCUUCGGAGGAGCGGGCGCCAGCAGCAGCCCUUGCUCCGAGACGUACCGCGGACCCAGCGCCAACUCCGAGUCUGAGGUCAAGGCCAUCGUGGACUUUGUCAAGUCCCACGGCAACAUGAAGGCCUUCGUCUCCAUCCAUGCCUACUCCCAGAUGCUGCUGUUCCCCUACGGCUUCACCAAGAGCCCCGCCAGAGACCACGGGGAGCUGAACGAGCUGGCCAAGAAGGCAAUCACCAACCUGGCUUCACUGUACGGCACGCGCUAUCGCUACGGCAGCAUCAUCAACACCAUCUACCAAGCCAGUGGCGGUACCAUUGACUGGACCUACGACCAGGGCAUCAAGUACUCCUACACCUUUGAGCUGAGAGACACGGGCCGCUAUGGCUUCAUCCUCCCUGCCAACCAGAUCCUGCCCACUGCCAAGGAGACGUGGCUGGCCCUGAUGACCAUCAUGGAUCACAGCAGCAGGAACUCCUACUAGGUGGCCCGCCAACCAAUGCUAGGGACUGUCUGGUGCAAUGCCUGUUCCCUGAACGCGGUGGAAUAAAAUACUCAACCGCCA
Molecule: messenger RNA, 1511 nt
Organism: Gadus morhua (Atlantic cod)
Lineage: Eukaryota; Metazoa; Chordata; Actinopteri; Gadiformes; Gadidae
Gene: cpa5
Product: carboxypeptidase A5
Exons: 11
Coding region: 165-1430 (421 amino acids)
Biological process (GO): proteolysis
Molecular function (GO): metallocarboxypeptidase activity; zinc ion binding
Source: RefSeq, a predicted model, not a curated record